AUGGGUACGUUGGGUUGUAUGGUAUGCCGUGAGUUGAUUGGUUGGGGUGUGAAGAACUUUGUCUUGAUAGAUUGCGGUGUUGUGGCGCCUAGCAAUCCUGCCCGACAGAGUCUUUACCUUGCUGCUGAUGUCUCCCGUACUCCCAAAGUACUCGUCGCUAAACACCGACUCUUACAGAUACGCAAUGAUCUCAAUAUCGAGGCACAUAACUGGGAGAUACCAAUGCCCAAUCAGCAACGCUUUAAUCUGCCCCUCAACAACUUCGUACCCGAUUGCCCUCCUCAAGACGCACUCGAACCCUAUGCCGAAUGGAUCACACGCCAACUCACCCAACUCAUCCGCAACUGCCACGGCGUUUGGCUACUCACCGAUAACCGCGAAAGCCGCUGGCUACCCAGCCUCAUCACUCAACAACUCAGCCUCGAACUCGCUGACCCAGACUUCCUCCGAGACGAAUCCCGGGCUGCCCAUCGUCAAGGACUUCCAGCCACAAAUCUCGCUACGGAUCUGGCCCCGGACCUGCCCGCAGACUUGGGACCACACCUGACCGCAGACUUGGGACCACACCUCGGCCCAGACCUCGGCCCAGACCUCGGCGCACAUCUCCGGACGCUACAACAGGCAGACGCCCACGAUCAAGGAUGUCGAGCGCCAAAACCGGAAAGCGCCCGCGGUGCGCCUGCCGUCCGCGGUCAAGAAGACGUUGUGGGCGCCAUGGCAGGGGGACGGCCGCAGGUGGACGUGGUACGGAAGCGGCACCCGUUUUACCCGCCGUUGUGCUACACUGUGGCACUCGGUUUCGACACGUUUGUGGCGAUGCGCCAUGGGAGUUACGUGGACUGCAGCGUGGCAGCAGCGAGUCGUGACCUGGCGAGUCCGUACGACGUGUAUGGUGCGAGACUCUCGUGCUACUUCUGCAACGACUUGACGGCACCGGGUCCGGUGGCUGCGAGACGUGCACUGGACCAACAGUGCACCGUCACGCGAGCGGGCGUGGCGGGCUGGGCCGCCGCCAUGGCCGUCGAGGCGGUGGCCGCCAUGACGCAGACAGACUACGGCUGGGGCUGCGCCCCUCCGGACCGACUCGUCGAGGCGCGAGCGCGUCUGCAACAGACUAAGGGAGGGAUGCGGCCUGGGGGGGAGACAACGCGUAAUAUCCGAAAGUGGCUGUUGGAGAACCCGCGGCACUUGAGUUGUUUGGGGGACAGCCCGCAUGUGAUCCGAGGGUCGUUGGGCACGUUUAAUCUGGCGCAUAAUUGGCAUCCGGCAUUCCCACUUUGCGUUUGUUGCGGCGUAAAGGUACAAAUGACGUUUCGCAAGUACAAAGAAAAGUUUGUAUCCUCCGUGGUGCAGGACUCCAGUCGACUCGAGCUCAUCUCGGGUGUGUCUGAGUUUGCCUGCCAAUCGGUACGCGAAGACGUACUCAGCUACACCAACAUCGUCGACAGCGACGACGAAAACGCCGGACCCAGCAAUUAG
This is a messenger RNA of Gregarina niphandrodes, 1479 nucleotides long. RefSeq names its product ThiF family protein. Gene Ontology annotation, cellular component: phagophore assembly site; cytoplasm. The record is from RefSeq and is a predicted model, not a curated record. Bases 1 to 1479 code for a protein of 492 amino acids. Gene Ontology annotation, molecular function: Atg12 activating enzyme activity; Atg8 activating enzyme activity. NCBI's taxonomy places the organism in Eukaryota, Apicomplexa, Conoidasida, Eugregarinorida, Gregarinidae. Gene Ontology annotation, biological process: autophagosome assembly; protein modification by small protein conjugation; cellular response to nitrogen starvation. The transcript has 2 exons.